CUUUCCCCAGGACAGAGAUCGCUGACUGGAGUGAAGCUGACUGCACAUUAGACCACAGCGAUGCCAGAGAGACAAGACACGCCUCUGGGGGCGCUACCGCUGCAGAGACGAUGCCCACGAUGCGGGGAUGUACUGGAGUGGUCACGGGAGCAAAGUGCUCUGUUGGCCUGCCGUUGCUACUCUCAGCUGGACGAGGCCGUGGAGAGUGUGGCUGAAGGCCGAGGCCGGGGUGCUAGCAGAGGGGACAAGGAGAGGGGUCACUGGGCUGCAGGACGAGUGGGGGACAUUGACUUCACUGGCACCAGUAGGACAAGGGGAAAGUUUGUGAGGGUUCACAGCUCCACAGAUCCAGUGUUAAUCUACCAGAUGCUGACAGAGCAGUGGGGACUAUCCCCUCCACACCUGGUGGUGGCUCUGGUGGGGGGAGACGAGCUGGCUCAGAUGAAACCCUGGCUCAGGGACACCGUGAGGAAAGGACUGGUCAAGGCUGCUCAGAGCACAGGUGCCUGGAUCCUGACCAACGGGCUUCGCUUCGGCAUCACCAAGCACCUGGGCCAGGCUGUCCGUGACCACUCUCUGGCCAGCACCUCCUCUAAGGUCAAGGUGGUGGCCAUCGGCAUCGCUCCCUGGAACAUGAUCCACAACAGAGACGCUCUGCUUGCUGCUCAGCCAGACCAGCCUGCCGUGGUGGAGCCCCAGGACCUGUCCCAUGGGGCGGUGUACUCCCUGGACUGCAACCACUCCCACUUUGUCCUGGUUGAGGAGGACCCUCAGCGCCCCGGGGCCACCAGCGAAAUGAGGGUCAAGCUGCUCAAGCAUAUCUCCCUGCAGCGCACCGGAUAUGGAGGUGCAGGCAGCUUUGAGAUCCCAGUGCUGUGUCUCCUGGUGCAUGGAGAACCUCGGAUCCUACAGAGGAUGUAUAAGGGCAUAGGGAACGCCAUGCCCUGGCUGAUACUGGCGGGGUCGGGGGGCGUGGCCCACAUCCUGGUCACGCUGAUGAACCGGGGCUGCUGGGACAUGGACAGCGUGCAGGAGCUCCUGCUAGACACCUUUCCCAGCGUGCACCACAGCACUGACAUCACUAACUGGACCAAGCUGAUCCAGAAGAUACUGGACAACGGCCACCUCCUGACAGUUCAUGACCCCGAGCAGGAGAGCUCUGAGCUGGACACAGUCAUCCUCAAAGCUUUGGUCAAAGCCUGUAAGAGCCAGAGUCAGGAAGCUCAGGACUUCCUGGAUGAGCUGAAGUUGGCGGUGGCCUGGAACCGGGUGGACAUCGCUAAGAGCCACAUCUUCAAUGGGGACGUGGAGUGGACGGCAGGUGACCUGGAGGAGGUGAUGAUGGACGCGCUGGUCAAUGAUAAGCCCGACUUUGUGCGUCUAUUUGUGGACAACGGCGUGUGUCUGGGUGAGUUCCUGACCUACGGCCGCCUGCAGGAGCUCUACUGCUCCGUGUCAGAGAAGAGCCUCCUUCAUCUCCUCCUCCUGAAGAAGCACCAGGAGAAACAGCUCCUACUGAAGUCUACACGGACCCCUGGACCCCCCCACGACCACCACAAGGCCGAGUCCGGGGACCGGAAGGCCCGCUUCACCCUGCAUGAGGUGUCCAAAGUGCUGAAAGAUUUCCUGCACGACUCGUGUAAAGGCUUCUAUCAGAAGCUGCCCACGGUGGGUACUGGGAGAAGACAGGCAAGAAGGGCAGGGCGUCUCUUUAACAACCAGAAGAGCCUUGCUGAGUUGGAGGAGCGCUGUGAGCACCCCUGGAGGGACCUGUUCCUCUGGGCUGUUCUCCAGAACCGGCAGCAGAUGGCUAACUACUUCUGGGCCAUGGGUCCUGAAGCUGUAGCUGCGGCUCUAGCUGGUUGUAAGAUCCUGAAAGAGAUGUCUGGCCUGGAGUCAGAGGCAGAGUCAGCACGCAGCAUGAAGGAGGCCAAGUAUGAGCAGUUUGCCCUAGAUCUGUUUGGGGAAUGCUACUCUAACAGUGAAGACAGGGCCUAUGCUCUUCUGGUGAGAAGGACCCGCUGCUGGAAUCAAUCCACCGUCCUCAACCUGGCAACCGAGGCUGACGCCAAGUGCUUCUUCGCCCACAAUGGAGUUCAGGGGUUCCUCACUAAGAUCUGGUGGGGGGCGAUGACUACAGACACAGCCAUCUCCAAACUGGUGCUGUCUUUCUUCUGUCCCCCUCUCAUCUGGACCAACCUCAUCAAGUUCAGUGAUGAGGAACUAGACAGUCGUGGUGGAGGAGAGGAGCAGUAUGUGGAACUAGACAGUCUGGACACAGAAAAGGCCCUGCUACUAACAGACAAUGACCCUUUAGACUCGGGGGGUCCUCCUGGUGGCGUGGAGGGCCAGAGCAGCGCCGCCGUGUGGUGGCGUUUCCUGCUGCGUCGCUGGCGUCGCUUCUGGAGUGCCCCGGUCACUGUGUUUCUAGGCAACGUCAUCAUGUACUUUGCCUUCCUCAUCCUGUUCACCUACGUGCUCCUGCUGGACUUUCGUCCACCGCCCCCGGCGGGCCCUGGGGCCCCGGAGAUCAUGCUCUACUUCUGGGUCUUCACCCUGGUGCUGGAGGAGCUGAGACAGAGUUUCUUCACAGACGAAGACAUGAGCAUCCUGAAGAAAUUCAAGCUGUACGUGGAGGACAACUGGAACAAGUGUGACAUGGUGGCCAUCUCACUCUUCGUUAUCGGUGUGUCCUGCAGGAUGAUGAAAGACACGUAUGAGGCGGGGCGAACGGUUCUGGCGCUGGACUUCAUGGUGUUCACACUGCGUCUCAUCCACAUCUUCGCCAUCCACAAGCAGCUAGGGCCCAAGAUCAUCAUUGUGGAGAGGAUGAUGAAGGAUGUGUUCUUCUUCCUGUUCUUCCUGAGUGUGUGGCUCAUAGCGUACGGCGUGGCUACUCAGGCCCUUCUCCACCCCAACGACCCGCGCCUAGACUGGGUGUUUCGCAGGGUCCUGUAUCGACCCUACCUGCACAUCUUCGGCCAGAUCCCAUUGGAGGAGAUUGACGUGGCACGGAUGCCCGAGACCAACUGUACCACGGUGAUAGAGGAGAUCAUCAUGGGAACUCUGCCCCCUUGUCCCAACAUCUACGCCAACUGGCUGGUCAUCCUACUGCUGGUCAUCUUCUUACUGGUUACCAACGUUCUGCUGCUCAACCUCCUCAUCGCCAUGUUCAGCUACACAUUCCAGGUGGUGCAGGGAAACACAGACAUCUUCUGGAAGUUCCAGAGGUACAACCUGAUCGUGGAGUACCACAGCCGGCCAGCCUUGGCCCCGCCCUUCAUCAUCAUCAGCCACUGUUCCCAGCUCCUCCUCAGCCUGGUCAAGAGUCCUGAGCCCAAACUGGAGCAACUAGAGAGGGAGCUGCCUGCAGGUCUGGACCAGAGGUUGAUGACCUGGGAGACAGUACAGAAGGAGAACUAUCUGGCCAAACUGGAACGGCAGCAUCUGGAGAGCAGUGAGGAGAGACUGAAGAGCACCUCUUCCAAGGUUCAGAGCUUAUUGAAGAUUGUUGGAGGAUUCAAGGAGCAAGAGAAGCGAAUGUCAUCCAUGGAAGCUCAGGUGAAGUACUGUGGGGAGGUGCUGUCCUGGAUCUCUGAGUGCUUUUCCCAGAGUACACUCAAGUGUGAGAGAGAGGCCCCCAGAGUUCCAUCUGUCAAGGCUACUGGUGUCACAGCUGUGAAGGCCGGCGCUUCCAGAGAUCCCCCUCAGAAUGUGUCAGACAAGGAGGUCGAGCCAGAGAGGAUAGAGGCUAAACUAGGCCCCUCGGGAUACGGAGCCAACAAGAGGUUUCCUUACAUCGACCAAUAACAUCCACAUCAAAAGUAGUGUUUUUGGAAUGUGAAUCCCAGCCUGGAAAUCGAAGCACUAAUUUUCUAAAUGUUUUUAGUUUUCUAGUUGAGACAUGACUGAAUCUGAAUCCCAAGUGCCUUAUUAAAAUGAAGAGCCUUGA
Molecule: messenger RNA, 3952 nt
Organism: Oncorhynchus kisutch (coho salmon)
Lineage: Eukaryota; Metazoa; Chordata; Actinopteri; Salmoniformes; Salmonidae
Product: transient receptor potential cation channel subfamily M member 5
Exons: 26
Coding region: 61-3810 (1249 amino acids)
Biological process (GO): calcium ion transmembrane transport
Cellular component (GO): plasma membrane
Molecular function (GO): calcium-activated cation channel activity; ligand-gated calcium channel activity
Source: RefSeq, a predicted model, not a curated record